CCCACUUACAACAUGUGACCCAUGAGGCAUGUUCAAUGAGUACAUACAUACAUGGAAGAAAUUUAUACCAGUAAAAUUCCCCGUGAUUUAAUCGGCGUCAGGUAAACCUAACAACCGACUGUCCACUUUGGUUUGACAAAGCCAAAUGUGAAUUUUUUCGUAUGGAAGGGAGACGCGUUGUGUUUUACUCAAGAUAAAGCGCAUUUUCAUUCAGUGUUAUUCGGGCAAUCUAACGUCAAUGUGCUGUAUAUCAAUGCUUUCUUUUAUGUUUGUAAAUGUGUAUCAACACCAUUGGUCAAGCUGUCCAUUUUGAGUUUAAAAAUUUACAAUGGAGAAAUUUAAUUCCAACAUGUCGGUACAGUUGUUGAUUUGCAUAGUAGUAUUUUUACCAUCGUGUUACAGAGGAGAAAAUGAAUUGAAUAAAAAAAAUAUACAGUUGCCUCAACAAUUACUGAAUCUCGAAAUCCAAGAUCUAGAAAAUGCGAUUCAAUAUGGUACUCAACAAAUUAAUAUGCUCUCUCGUCAUGAAGACUCACUAUCAUUUUCUGAUGUUAAUGUGAAAAUCGGAAGCCCUUCGCAUGGACAAUUGAUCGAUUCUCAGCCUUCCAUAGAAGCACAUUUAGCAUCUCGUAAUGCCGAAAUUCUUCUUAAAGCUUCGCAAUACAUCAUGAAUAAACAUUGUUUGGGCUCUAGAAUUAGUUCAAUACAAUGCGCUCAUGAACUAUCAAAAAUUAAAUUAGACAACACUUCAAUGGGUAAGACGUGUUUAUCCCAAUAUUACAAUGAAACUAUUUGCGAAGGAAUAAACUUGAAUUAUCGAAGUGCAGAUGGGGCUUGUAAUAAUCUAAAACAUGCUUUUUGGGGGAAAGUAAAUACAGCGUAUAAACGUUUGUUAUUCCCAGUCUACAAAGAUGGUUUAAAUGCAAUUAAAGAACUCCCAAAUUCCAGAGAAUUGAGUACCAGCCUGGUUAACGAUGAAAACGCGCCCGAUAGCGUAAAAACUAUUGCGAUGGCAUUUUGGACUAUUUUCAUAGGGCAUGAUCUAUCUCACACAGCGGUUUCCAGCAUGUUGAAAACGAACAAAUCAGUGGAUUGCUGUAAUGAAAACGGAGCGAAACAAUCACCUCGGUAUACACAUACGUCGUGUGCGCCCAUAAUAAUACCUAAAGACGAUAGAUUUUUUUCAUCGUUACGUCGGACGUGCAUGAACUACGUACGCUCAGUCCCAGCUAUACGAACAGAUUGUACAUUUGGACCCAGAGAACAAUUAAACCAAGCCACUCAUUAUUUAGAUGCAUCUAUGAUAUACGGUUCGUCUGUAAAACAAACGUUGUCCUUGAGGAAAAAAUCACGUGGUCAAUUAUUAACGUAUACCGGUGACGAAAAUAUGCAAUACAUGCCAUUAACCAAUAACUCGAACGCAUGUCAGUCUGGUGCUACGUGUUAUAAAGCCGGAGACAUCAGGGUCAAUGCACAGCCCCAUUUGACAGCCAUGCAUACUCUAUGGGUGAGGGAACAUAAUCGAAUUGCCAGUCAAUUAGCUCUCAUAAAUCCCCACUGGGAUGACGAGAAAAUUUUCCAAGAAACUAGAAAAAUAACAAUAGCUUCGAUUCAGCACAUUACUUAUAACGAAUGGUUGCCAGCUUUACUGGGUAAAAAAUUUACCAAGAAAAAUGAUUUAGAAUUAUUGCUAAAAGGAUACAGUAAUUCUUAUGAUAAAACCAUCGAUCCAUCAGUUAGCAACAGUUUUGCUACUGCAAUACUACCUUUUGCUAAUUCUAUGUUUAAUGAAACUCUUAAUUUGUAUUUUGAAAACCGAAUGACCAAUAAAAGUUUAUCUCUAAAGGAACAUUAUAACCAACCAUCAGAUUUACAGAUGAAUUACAUGGAUGACCUGGUGAGAGGACUCUCCAUGCAAAAUACUCAAAAAAUUGAUAUGCUGUUUACACAAACUAUUACAAAUUACUUGUAUAGUCAUGCAGACAAUAAUAUGUUUGGAAUGGAUAUUGUCAGUUUGGACAUACAACGUAGUCGUGAUCAUGGUAUUCCAAGCUACACACAAUUUAGAAAGUACUGUGGAUUAAAAAGUAUACAAAGUGUACAAGAUUUUGCUCAGAUUAUGGUUAAAGGAUCAACUAAUAAGUUAUUAAAGCAAUACAAAACUUGGGAUGAUAUUGAUCUUUUGAUUGGCGCAUUAUUUGAGAAACACGAAGAUGAUGCAAUGGUUGGUCCAACAAUGAAGUGUAUUAUUAGAGAACAAUUUAUAAGAACUAGAUUGGCAGAUAGAUAUUUUUAUGAUUUACCAGGGGUCUUCAAAAAACAUCAACUAGCUGAAAUCAGGAAGAUGACCCUUGCCAGAGUAUUUUGUGAUAACAGCAAUAAUGUUAUGAAGAUGCAACAGAGAGUUUUUUUUAAACCCAUAUCAGAUGAUGAUUUAUUGCCAUGUACUUCUCAGUUAAUUCCAAAAAUCAACCUCAAACAUUGGUCUGAUACAGCUGAUGCAAAUCAAAAAUAAUUUGAACUUGGGUAUCAGUGUAUAAAAGAUUAUUAAUGUUAAUGACCAUUAUCUGACUUUGAAUUAAAAUGUAUGACCAAUAACCAAUGAUAAGUUGUUAUUACUAUUGGCUUUAUUACUGACAGUCUAAAUCACCUAUAUUAAUAGUGGUUAUCGUAUACAUAAGUACUUAAUAUUACAAUAAAUAUAAGUUUAAUAAGCUGUAUAUUCAUACAAUAGUUUAAACUAAUUUCUUUAUAGAAUUUAGACAAAUUAAAUUUUAUUUUUUUAAUAAGUUAAAACUACAGACAUUUAUAUAUUGUAUUUUAUAAGUAUUAUUAUUUGGUUUUCUAUGUGGAUUAUUGUCCAAAUUUCCUAUUAUACCUCUGUACCAUAUUAAUAAAUUAUUUAGUAGAUAUAA
This is a messenger RNA of Sipha flava (yellow sugarcane aphid), 2915 nucleotides long. RefSeq names its product peroxidase-like. The record is from RefSeq and is a predicted model, not a curated record. Gene Ontology annotation, biological process: response to oxidative stress. NCBI's taxonomy places the organism in Eukaryota, Metazoa, Arthropoda, Insecta, Hemiptera, Aphididae. The coding region runs from base 329 to 2515 and encodes 728 amino acids. The transcript has 12 exons. Gene Ontology annotation, molecular function: peroxidase activity; heme binding.